UCCACAAUUCAUGCAAGUUAAGUAGGCGCCCGCAUAACCUUCCGCCAGCGAACCAUGGUCACCUUCUGCUGUCGAAAUCUCUUAGUGCUUUCCCUUCUUGUGGGCGCGGUUGUGGCGACGGGGCUGGUGAAAGAUACGGACAAAGUCGUUGAGAACAUCUACGACUCAGACAUCCAGAAAUGUGCUCCUAUAAAGGAACUCGGUAUUCUUAAGGCUAAGCUGGCUGAUGCUCAGUCACCUAUCAUGCGACAAGUCUUCUCGUGGCUCUUUCCAUUUGGACCAGCAUGGAACUCAAUAUUGGGCACGUUCUACAUUAGCUCGGUUCCCAACUUUAUUCUUGCCUUCAUUCCGGCCCAAAUUAACCCCAAUACAUUGAAUACAAUGACCGCCUUUGCUACGGGUGGUCUCCUAUCCGAUGUAUUCCUCCACCUGGUUCCCCAUUCAUUCAUGGGUGAACAUCAGGACGGCGGUAUUCACUUCGUGAUGGUUGAAGAGAAGCGAAAUAUACUCAUCGGUUUGGGUAUUUUUGUUGGCUUCGCAACCUUCUUCAUAAUGGAAAAGACAUUACGAGUUCUGGGUGGUGGCGAAGAAGACGGAGGGCAUUCUCACAGCCAUUCUCACUCGCACGCAGAGACAUCAAAGGACGUAAGCGCAGGUCAUGCGUCUGGUGUGCACGUUUCUCCCUCUGCCAAUGGGCUGAAGUCUCGCAAGGAGGAGGGCAACCAGAACCCUACCGGUCAAGGCUCAAGUGACGAAUCACAAAUUGAGGUCAAAGGCCCUUCUAAACUAUCAGCCUACCUGAAUCUCUUCGGAGACUUCGUCCACAACAUUACAGACGGCCUUGCCAUGGCAGCCUCGUUUUACUCUUCGCCGCUAAUUGGGGCCACAACCACCCUGGCAUGCUUCGCCCACGAAAUUCCUCAUGAAAUCGCUGAUUACUCUAUCUUGGUCCGAAGCGGCUUCACGAAACGUCAAGCUAUGCAGUCGCAGUUCCUUACGGCUGUGGGAGCGUUCAUUGGAACCUUCAUGGGCAUUGGCAUCCAUAAUUUAUCUUCCUCUGGGGAUGCCUCGAGCGAGGCCUCAGAUCUCACGGCCGCCAUUAGGCAGGCAGCGUCAGGCAUACUCGGGACUACCGUUCAGUCUGCGGACCUGGUCAUACCUUUUGUUGCAGGUGGAUUCAUGUAUAUUGGUGCCGUAGCCGUGUUGCCAACACUUCUUGAGGACAGCAAAAGCGGCAAGCAGGCCUUGCGUGAAUUUGGGGCGAUGGCUUUCGGAGUCAUUUGCAUGUUCCUGGUGGCUUGGAACGAAUAAGCUCUGAAGGUUGAUUAAUGGCUGAUGCGAAGUUUAGUGGGCAUGUAACGCCGUGGGUGUUACAGGGCAAACCAGGAUGCCCUUGUCAGGGCAGCGCUUUGAGGGACGGCAUGCUGUCAAGAAUAUGUAGAGUUAUUCAUUAUUCCUGUCCGCUCUAUGGCAGCUAUAUACCAUAAUCAUACGGUGUGACAAUUCC
Somion occarium is the source of this 1507-nucleotide messenger RNA. The record is from the annotation of a GenBank genome assembly. NCBI's taxonomy places the organism in Eukaryota, Fungi, Basidiomycota, Agaricomycetes, Polyporales, Cerrenaceae.